Alosa alosa (allis shad) is the source of this 548-nucleotide messenger RNA. It is a transcript of the gene fabp1a, whose product is annotated as fatty acid binding protein 1a, liver. Gene Ontology annotation, molecular function: fatty acid binding. The transcript has 4 exons. Bases 128 to 511 code for a protein of 127 amino acids. Lineage: Eukaryota; Metazoa; Chordata; Actinopteri; Clupeiformes; Clupeidae. Gene Ontology annotation, cellular component: nucleus; cytosol. The record is from RefSeq and is a predicted model, not a curated record. Gene Ontology annotation, biological process: fatty acid transport.
ACUCAUUACCUCAUCAUUGGCCUGCAAUUAGCCAACGCAAUCACUACAUCUGCCGGUUACUCAUUCCACCGGGGCUAUAUAAGCAGUUGGCUGCGGCUGAACCUGUGUUUUCUCUUAGAAGUUCACGAUGGCCUUUGCUGGAAAAUAUCAGUUGGAGUCCCAAGAGAACUUUGAGCCUUUCAUGAAGGCCAUUGGUCUCCCUGAUGAUCUGAUUGAGAAGGGCAAGGACAUCAAGAGCAUCUCUGAGAUCGAGCAGAGUGGCAAUAACUUCAAGGUGACCGUCACCACGGGAACCAAGGUCCUGGUCAACUCCUUUACUGUCGGACAGGAGAGUGAGCUGGAGACCCUGACUGGAGAGAAAAUUAAGACUGUUGUGAACCUGAAUGGGAACAAGCUGACUGUUUCACUGAAAAGCAUUGAGUCAGUCACAGAGGUGUGUGGAGACACCAUUACCAACACCAUGACCCUGGGACCCAUUGUGUACAAAAGAGUCAGCAAGCGCAUCUCAUGAUUGUUUAUGUGAAAAAAAAUAAAAAAAGGAAAAUCCA